AUGUUGAAUUCUGGAUAUCCCAAAUUGGGCCGCCCUGAGAAGCUCACAAUGCAAGGUAGACCAGAUUAUCGCGAACAAGAUAUUCUCACGGGGAAUCCUCAGGAUGUUUCUGACAUCAUCGCUUCACAGAACGAUACGACUGCUUGCCUUCUGCUUGUGUACGGCACGAACCAAGAAUGCUGCCGCACACCACUGCGAGAUCCGAAUUAA
Molecule: messenger RNA, 210 nt
Organism: Opisthorchis viverrini
Lineage: Eukaryota; Metazoa; Platyhelminthes; Trematoda; Opisthorchiida; Opisthorchiidae
Exons: 1
Coding region: 1-210 (69 amino acids)
Source: RefSeq, a predicted model, not a curated record